AUGACGAGUACGGACUCUCCUGUUCCGGGCGAUAAAGCACCCCUAGUCAGUUACUUUGCGAACAACUCCGUUGAAACUCACAAUUCCACAUGGUCAAAGUUGUGGGAGGCGGGAGAAACCCUCUGGGAUAGAGGGAAGCCCUCGCCUGCGCUGAUAGAUAUCUUGGAGCAACGGGGAGAUCUUCUGUCUCCAUCGGGACCUGACGGACGAAGGAAAAGAGCUCUGGUACCUGGUUGUGGCAGGGGCUAUGAUGUCGUCAUGUUGGCACUCCACGGUUUUGAUGCUUACGGUCUGGAUGUUUCGGAAAUCGGACUCUCGGCAGCAAAAGAAUAUGCGGAUCGCGAGCUCCAAAAUCCCCAAGAUCACAAUUUCGGGGCCAGCUGGAAUGGCACUCAAAGCAGAGGUACUGUUGCUUUUAUACAAGCAGACUUCUUUGCACCGCGCCCAGAGGAUGAAAACAAGUUCGACGUGAUCUACGACUACACAUUCCUCUGUGCUCUCCAUCCGACGAUGCGUUCUCAGUGGGCAUCGCGCAUGGCACAACUUCUAGCCCCCGGUGGAGUAUUAGUCUGCCUAGAGUUUCCUCUCUUCAAAGAUCCAACGGAAACAGGGCCCCCCAUGGUCAUUGAAAGGCGUACAUUGGGACAUUUUGGCACGGGAGGCGAUGGUAUCAAUAUUAACCUCGCAGAUAAUUCAUCAGGGGGAAGCUUCAAGCUCGAAUACACGGACCCGUCUGGCUUGUUCUCCUCAGUGCAGCCUAUUAUAGAAUCAAAACUCCCGCUAAAGAAUCUCCAUUGGAAAUCGCCCGCCCGCCCCGUGCGGUCGAUCGAAUCGCUCCGCAUCGGCUUCAUUUCUGCCGAAGAUGGCGAGCGCAAGUCAUCCAGCGAACCCUCCAGCUACUGCGCGAAAGACAUUGCGCGACUGGAUCAAGGCGCAGGGGGCAUCGAGCACUUCGCAGACACCCGGGGGAGUAGCCAGGAGAAGCACGACGCAUUUGAAUGGCUUAUUCUACAUGUGGUCCAAAACGGCGAGGGGGCAGAGAAGGCGCCGGCGGCUGCUUCAAAAUGGGGACGAAGCACAUCAACCGUGUUGGAAAAGGUUAAGGCGGAUUUUAACGGGUCAUCCAAGACAGCGACUGAUCGCGUGGCACAACUGCGUCUGCCUAAAGAUGCCAAAGUCAAUUCACCCGAGUUGAGCGAGCAACUUGAAGAUCUAAUUGACAAGAUGAAGAAUGGCAUAUUGGCGUCCUUUGACCUGCGAGUCGCUCAAUACGAAGAAGAUAUCAAAGAAAAAGAUUCGCAGCGAAGUCUUCCCGGGUGGAACUUCUGUACGUUCUUCAUACUCAAGGAAGGGCUUGCACGAGGUUUCGAGAACGUCGGCCUGUUCGAAGAUGCCCUGGUUGGAUACGAUGAGCUUUCCGUGGGCCUGGAUGCAGCUAUUCGCGAUCAGCUUGAAGAGCCUGGUGAGCAGCAUGGCAAUACUCUCCUGACAUCGAGUAAGGACUUGGUGGAAACUGUCAAAAAGGCAUUGGAAUCUGGGGAGUCGAAGGAUGGUGUCAACGCAGCGGAUUACUCUGCCCUGGAUAUACGACCAGAGGAUUAUCCAUUGUCCUCCACAAGAAUGCCGUACCGGGAGAUGAUUCUGUCGAGCGACAUUUCCAUCUUCAACUUCCGCACCUAUGUCUUUUCCCGACAGCUGACAUUACUUCUCAGGGCAGCAAAAGCUCCAUCAUUGAGUCUCAAUGAAAAGACGAACAAGCUUGAGGACCUCGUGACGCUUUCAGAAAUAUGUGCGAGAUCCACGGAGUUUAUCAGUCUUGCGGCACGCACUCUCCGCUACGACCUCGAGUCCGGACUCAAAGAUGUGGAAGAGAAAGCCAAAUAUCAUAUCAUUAACAAUAUGGUCUCAUCCUGGGCUUACUCAGCGGCGUUGCAAAUUCUUGACCAGACCUUCACCCCUGGAUUGAAGGUUCCCCGAAUCUUCUAUCAUCGCUUGACGCAAGAUCUGUCAGACACGGCCGGCCCACUUCCACGGCGCUCGACUAUCGACCAUCCCAAGGCUGCCUCCGUUUUCCCUUCGAGAACUGGCUCAGAGCAACUUGCUUCUGCAAGAGGCGAGCUACUCCUUCUAGCCCGACGAUCGCUCGAAGAGAUUGCACACCGAAGAGGUUGGUCCGAGAAGUGGACCGAUCUUGGCUUGCUUUUCGAUGAUAGUCACCGCUCAGGACCAAAGGACCUUACAACUGUAUCUCUUGACGACGAUGAAUCCUCGAAGCUGCAGGAAGAAGAAAAACCAGAGCGGACCCCGCUUUCUGGAAUUAGUCUUCUCUCUCUCAAGGCCGCAUUAGAGUCAAAAGACUUAUUUUUGACCUUCUAUGAAGACCUCACAGACCACAUCAUUCGUCAUAAUACGGCGGCCAGCCGUACAAACUCUACUGAAAUGGCCCUUGCGGACAUCGCCAUUCUUCGAUUCCGCCAAGCUGAUUACGAGGCAGCAGCGUCUUAUUUCCAUGAAUUGGCUCCAUUCUAUGGCAGCAAGCUCUGGGUUGUCUUGGAAGGCAUUAUGCUGGAACUGGGCUGGGGGGGCCUGCAGAAGGAUAUCACUGCACCCCUGAGUGACUUCUUUGCGGACUUACAUGUAGACCCGGCAAUCCAGCUAUAUGACGACAAAGACGGUUUCCAGAUUCAAAUGUAUUUGCGAUUCUUGCUUGGCCCGCAAAUCGACGUGAACUCAAUCAAGGUACGCUUGGUGGGCGUUAACGCCACCCAAAGCACAGAGCACUGGGUUGAAGUUGCCAAAGCUUUCACGAUUAAAUCAACCAAGACGAAGAUCCUCAUCGAUUCCUCCACUACAUUACAAGGCAAAUAUUAUGUGGAUCGUGUGGAAAUGAAAACCGAUAAUCUCCUAUUCAUUUUCAACAGUGGUCAACACUCUGGGCUUCCAGUGGGUUUCCAAGAAACCGUCGAGUCAGAAGACGCAGACCCCCGACCACACAUCCUCUGCUACCCCCCAUCGGACGGUCUACAGGCAACAGUAGUCUCGCCACAUCUGAUCAACCUGGAGUCAAUGCGCACCCUAGAGCUGGAACUCAAUAGCGGGCGGAAUGACAUUCAGAGGGGCACAAUCCGUGUACGACCAGCCACAGCAGGGCUCAGGCUUCGAACUGCGGAGACUGAGGUGGUCGAUGGCGAGCUGAAUAUCUCGGCGAACAACGAGUCGGGGGCCAUUGAGUUCACCCAACUGCCUCCGAAAUCCUUUGUACGGCUCCGUAUUCCUUAUACUGUUGAAGAAGCUUUUACCACUCUAUCUGCGCGGACAGAGGUCAGCUAUGAGACUGGACAGGGGAAAUUCUCCUUCUCAGCCGUGCAUAGCGUGGUCGCUACGCUGCCCAUAUCUGUCAAUGUGCAGGAUAUCUUCAAGGACGAUGUACUAUUCUCACGUUUCACGGUCAGCCCCGCCAUGCUGAUCCCACUCCGCAUCGCCCAAUGCAGUUUACCCAGUUCAGAGUCCUAUGACGUCCAAUCGACUCUCUCGGGCCCCGUCACUCUGGACGUCUUCCCGAAGCAGCCUGCGUCUUUGCUCUACAAGAUCCGUCCGCGCAGUAGCGCGGCCACUGCGUCAGGACGUAGUCUGCGUCUCCGCGUGGACUUUACCUGCGUGAACGACGAAUGUAUCGAUGCGAUCGAGAAGUGUUUCACCACCGCUAUUAGAUCCAGCCCUUAUCACCAAUACGCCACACUGCUCACAUCGCACGUGGUGAACAGCUUCCGGAACCAGUUAAGUACUGCGGACAUGGAAGUCAUUGGCCUAUUACGAGAGGUGGAGAUGCUACCUUACAAAAGCGUCCGAUGGGAAGAAUUGUUGGGCGGGCUCAGAGACCGCACAGAUGAUGUGCGGAAAUGGCUAGCUGCGUGGCACGAUCAACCAUCCCCACCCCGCAGCAUUAUUAUCCCCGUCGAGAUCCCCCAAAUCCAGGUCGUGCACACGGCCGAGCUGCAGCUCCACCCAAGCGAAGAUGCGUCCGUUGCGGGCACUCCCCAUGCCGCGGUGGGCCACAUGAUCGCCGCAGAACUGUGCCUCCGCCAUACUCGCCGCUGGUGCCCCCCUGCUAGCCAAGAACACGCCGGUGAGCCACUAGAGUGCACGUUCGAGAUGCACGCCAAUCCCGAGUGCUGGCUCUUGGGAGGCCGACGCCGGGGUACCUUCCUCGCGCGGGACGGCGAAACCACCAAAUUCACAAUCCUUCUCCUACCACAAAAGGCAGGACAUCUACUCCUGCCCGGGCUCGAGAUCCGUAGUUUUGCUCCUACGCAAGCCACCACGGAUCCAGUGACAGGGUUGGCGAUCCCGCCUGCGCAGCGGGAUCCUAUUCCUUGUGAAGCGGACUACCGCAACCAUGGGGAGACAGUGCUCGUUUUGCCCGAUUUGCGCAAGACGACUGUCAGCCUGAGCGCUUCGGGUAACCCGAAUGGGUCCUCUUGGCUGGUAGAUUCUGAGCGGCGAGCAGAGGUCCACUGA
Penicillium chermesinum is the source of this 4518-nucleotide messenger RNA. RefSeq names its product putative TMEM1 family protein. Gene Ontology annotation, cellular component: TRAPPII protein complex. The coding region runs from base 1 to 4518 and encodes 1505 amino acids. The transcript has 10 exons. Gene Ontology annotation, biological process: intra-Golgi vesicle-mediated transport; early endosome to Golgi transport. The record is from RefSeq and is a predicted model, not a curated record. Lineage: Eukaryota; Fungi; Ascomycota; Eurotiomycetes; Eurotiales; Aspergillaceae. Gene Ontology annotation, molecular function: S-adenosylmethionine-dependent methyltransferase activity.